AUGGAAGAAUCUGAUGCAGAGGGAUAUGUGUACUCUGAGGAGCAGUCUGAGAGUGAGAGAUUGAGGGAGGAGAGGAGAACCAAGAAGAGGAAUGACCCCAUUAGUAGUGAGAGUGAGCAAGGGGAGUUUGAGAUUGGAGUGAACCUUGUUCAAGAGGAGGGAAAUGGCUCUCCAAGUGAAGAAGGAAGUGAUGAGACUGAGAGUGAAGAGGAAGGAGAAGAGGUGAAUCAGUUGGUUGAGAAAGUGAGCAAGAAAGUAACCAAGAUGCCAUGGAGGAGUUGA
Microthlaspi erraticum is the source of this 282-nucleotide messenger RNA. NCBI's taxonomy places the organism in Eukaryota, Viridiplantae, Streptophyta, Magnoliopsida, Brassicales, Brassicaceae. The record is from the annotation of a GenBank genome assembly.